Acanthocheilonema viteae is the source of this 3669-nucleotide messenger RNA. Lineage: Eukaryota; Metazoa; Nematoda; Chromadorea; Rhabditida; Onchocercidae. The record is from the annotation of a GenBank genome assembly.
AUGUGCACGCUUGAAGAUUAUGAUCGUAUAAAGAUGUUUUUAAUCAUAGAUGAUUAUUUUCAGGAAGAUCAUGAAAAACUAAAACAAGAGAUAGAAAAGUUGCAAGAAAAUAGAAAUAGAGAGGAAAAAAGACUCGAUGAACUAAGAAAGCAAAUUGAGGCAAAUGAGGGGAACGAUGAAAGUAAAAAAAGGAAACGCAAAAAAUUAGAAAAAGAAUAUGAAGAGUUGCGAAAAACGCUAGGUAUUGGUGAAGAACUUAAGGAAGAUGCGGAAAGGGCAGAAGAUUCCAGUGAGAACACAUCAUCGUUUAAAACGGAUGAAAACAUAUAUUUAAAUACACAACAUCCGGAAGUAAAAUCAAUUCAAAAGGACCAGUACGGUGUCUAUGAACAAGUUAAAAAUAUAAAAACAAUUGAAGAACGCAUGCAGAGAAGAAAGAAAAUUGAGUUGGAGGCAGAAGAAGCAUUUACUACUGCAAUGGCCAAUUUAUGUGAAUUAGAAGCAGAUACUGAUGACAUGACGAAACGAAUGGCCAAUCCAGUUAUUCAGAAAUUUGAGGAAGAAUUAAAGCUAAUUCGGAAGAAAAGUAGCAAAGAUACAAAAAUGCUGAAAACAAAAAUAGUAAAAUUGGAAAUGCAAACAAAUACAAUUGAUAGGAUGCGUGAAAUUUGUGUAACAGCGGUGGCAGAAUUAAAUUUAACCACCAAAAGGAUGCUUUUCGGUUUGAUGGGCAUUGUAGUGAACAUUUUACGAAACGCUUUAUAUAUUAUUGCGUGGAUACGUGAUUCACUAGAGUUAAUGAAAUCGUUAUGUGCUCCGGUAUUAGCUAUACAAAAAAGUGAUGGAUUUGCUGAUCGCCCUCUUCUGCUAGCCAGUAAUGGUUGCAUGGUUGAUUCUUAUCAGAAGGAUCAUAAUGAAUUGUUAUUUUUACAACAGCAAACGUGUGUUUUUGAAGAAAGAAAAUGCAAUAUAUAUGGAUUAACUUAUCUUGAUAAACGAGAUGUUUUAUUUGCCUAUGGCGAAAAAUUGGUAGCUGUGAUACGUCAGUUUUCCAGCAUUCCGCAGAAACAUGUAUUUACCUUUAAGGAUUGGAUCCAAGCCGUGCAUGUUUUUAAUAAACAAGAGGAGCCGGGUCAUUCUGUAGAGUUAGUAACAUUGAGCGUCAAUAAUGCAGUACAACUUUUCCGGUUGGAUGUUUUCGAUGGAAGUUCAGAUGUGGAUAUUAGAGAAGUGGUAACUGUGAGAUCAGAUCAUCAAGCUGUCAUAAUGUAUUCAGUUUUGGAUGGUGAUAGUUGGAAUACCCUUCGCACAGUAGUUGGUACCAUUGUGGGUGAUAUAAUCAUUUCGUAUCCCUCCAAGUCUUCGUCUCCUUUUCAUGUUCUAAAGCAUCAUACGGUUCGGAAUUUACGAAGCUUUCCAGAAGGAGGUAUGAUUUUCGGUUUACUCAUAAAAUGCAACCUCCUAUUUUCGAUAUCGGAUGACAGAAGCUUAAAUAUGUGGUCCUUGGAUAGUGCUUGCCAUCUGGAUGAAUGUUGUGGACAUUCAACAAGACCGUUUUCCAUUUGUGAUGGACCACGAAAUGUGGUAUUCACUGGAGGUCAAGACGGGAGCAUAUGUAUGUGGCUGUUUAGCGAAUCAUUUAUUUCACUUUUAAAGUUGAUACACACAGGAUGUGGUGUUAUCCGUUCUUUUCUGUUUUUGACUCGAGAACUGUUCUUCGGUACGGAUUGUGGUUUCUUUGGAUCUCUCACAUUUCCAGAAAAUAUAGAAGAUAUGCAAACUGUGGAUGUUAUUUUUCCAAGUAUAUCAGUGCAAUCAUUCGUUGCGCUUUCACAGCAGUGCUAUUAUAUUUUGAAUUUACAAGGAAUACUGUAUGCAACAAAUACAGUUUCCUUAAAUAAAAUACUACAAUGCCGUUCUGCUAGAUCGAACUCGCUAAAAUUAUCACCAUGCCGAAAAUACAUAGCUUUUUCAGAAGACCGAAAAUUGCAUGUAAUAAGAGUUGAAAACCGCAAAUGCGCCUUUUUUUGUGCCGUUGAUCAAAUAUUGGAUUUGUUUUGGGCUAGCAAUUGUUUAUUUCUUGUACUAUUCAACUUUAAAAAUAUACUAGUUCAUUUAUCAGAAGAUAUGUCAGAAUGGAUGAACCAUAUUUUGCAAAUGGAUCUGCAGGAAAUUAUUUCAUGUAUUGCGAUUCAUAACGACGAAAUUUUUCUCGGUACACGCAAAGGUUCGAUCGUUGUUGUGCAUAAUCUCCAGAUGAACCAGGUAAUAAAACGAGCCCAUGGUAAGGAUGGCGUUACAGAUAUGAAAUUGUAUAAAACUAAAUUACUUUCUAUUGGACGUGAUGGAAAAUUGUGCAUUUGGAAUACAGGGAAUCCACUGCAGUUGUUGUCUUGGUCUAAACCUUCCACUGCAGUCGAAAUGGAAUGGCCAAGCAGGUUUUUUGAAACGUCAAAUCAGUUAUAUGUGGCAGGAUUUCGGGGUAGCAACUUUAUUCUGGUAAAUUACGAUAAUGGACACUGUGUUUGUGAUGUGUGGUGUGGAGGAAGACGUCGCUCGUGGUCGCUGUCAGUGUUGGAGGAAAGUUCAAAUUGUAAAUCAUUGUGUUUUGAGUUUGUCAUUAAAGGAAGAAUUUCCAGAAUCGUACUUUAUAUGAAUGAUUUACAUGUAAUUAAGCCUAAUUUACAUUUAUCCAGCAUUACAUCUAUAACGGUUAUAAAAAUUGAUCGAAAAGAAUUAUAUGUUACUGGUGGUAUUGAUGGUAUGCUUGUCUUGUCCAGAUUUAUUAAUUCAGAAUCUGUUGAAGUAAUGCAACGAUUACAAGCUCAUUCAUCUUCAGUGUACUGUGUUUUUGCAAUAGAUCGAUACCUUAUUUCCGUUGGAGGAAAAUCUGAAAUUUUCAUUUGGUGCUUAAAAGCUGGAAACUUGCAGCAAUUAUUUAACACUCGUAUAAAAAGGGAUUGUAGAUUAUUAAGUGCUCAAUUUAUAUCAGUCAAUCCUUGCAUUCGAUUUCUGGUUUCAUGCUCCGAUGGAAGAUUAAUGAUUUACGAGUUAAGCAGGACCUUGGAUUCAAAAAAGCAUUUAGUUUUGUUUGAAUCGAUUAACGAUGAUGGAAUUAUGGUUAAGGUUUCUUGCGCUUCUUUAAAUGAUAGCUUUCUAUGCGGUGCUAUCUCAUCUACAGGAAUACUAUACAUCUGGAAUUUUUCCGAAUCAGUUGAUGUAAAUGAUCAGAGAAGGAUAGAAGUGGAAAAGUGUGGACUUAGUGCAUUGGACAUGUGCAGCGAAAAUGAGCUUCUUUAUGUUGGUGUGGGCUCUGAAUCUGGCGCUAUUAACAUAUUUCAAAUCAAGAAAAAUUGGGAGCUCGUGAAAAGUGUCAAUUGUUGGCAUGGUGCCACGUGCACAGACUUGCGUCUUCACCGAACCUCAGAAUCAUUUUUGGUAUUUUCAAUAGCAUUAGACUGCAGGUUAGCAGUAUUUGUCUAUUCUCCUGCUCUUCAAACGUUGACUUUCCAGCAGUCUGUGUUAUUAAACGUUGCCGAUCCCUCAUCGUUAAUCGUCUCGACUGUCAAUAAUAAUAUGGUGAAGUGUGUCAUAGCAGGCACAUCAAUCUGUCUUGUUCACUUCAACAAAUCUGCUCCGCACUUUUAUGAUGCGAUAGCUGAGAGUUGA